CAAGUAAAAACGACCGCUUCAUAGUAUUGUCGAUUAGGCGCAUCUGGAAAAAGGAGGCACUCACUUCCCCUUUUGUUGCCGGAUAAACUCUCUCUCUCUCUCUCUUCACCGGGGAGGAAGAAGAAGAAGAAGAAUCACACUCUCUCUCUCUCUCUCUCUCUCACAGAAGCAAAUCUGAAAAACCCUAAUUUCAUUACACUGGUGUUCAGCUGUUUAUGAGAAAAUCUUGACCCAAUCAUGUCAGAAGGUGCAGAAAUUGAUGAGCGUGUCGACCUUGAUGAGGAAAACUAUAUGGAGGAGAUGGAUGAUGAUGUCGAAGAACAAGUAGAUGAUGAUGGAGUGGAUGGAGAUGGAGCUGAAGAUGAAAAUGCUGAAGGUAGUGUUGAAGAACAUGAAUAUGAAGAGUUGGCAGCGGAGGCUGAUGGGAAAGACCAAUUGGCUGAAGCAGAAAAGGGUGACAUUGACACUGAAUUUGUGGAGGAAGAUGGGGAAAAGCCACCUCUCAUUGAUGAAGAUGAGAAACAAAAGCAUGAUGAACUUCUUGCCCUUCCUCCUCAUGGUUCUGAAGUCUUUAUUGGUGGACUUCCUCGGGAUGCAUGUGAAGAUGAUUUAAGGGAAUUGUGCGAACCAAUGGGUGAUAUUCUUGAGGUGCGAUUGAUGAAAGAUAGGGACACUGGGGACAACAAGGGUUAUGCUUUUGUGGCUUUCAAAACAAAAGAGGAGGCACAAAAGGCUAUUGAAGACAUACAUAACAAAGAAUUUAAGGGAAAAACUUUGAGGUGUUCACUGUCUGAAACCAAACACAGAUUGUUCAUCGGUAAUGUUCCAAAAACAGUGACAGAGGAUGAGUUUAGGAAAGCCGUCGAUGGUGUUGGUCCAGGAGUUGAAAGCAUCGAGCUCAUAAAGGACCCUCAAAAUCCAAGCAAGAAUCGUGGGUUUGCUUUUGUUUUGUAUUACAAUAAUGCAUGUGCUGAUUAUUCACGGCAAAAGAUGUCAAGUUCGAGUUUUAAGCUAUAUGGAAAUACACCAACUGUCACAUGGGCAGAUCCAAAGAAUUCACCUGACCAUUCUGCUUCUUCACAGGUUAAAGCUCUAUAUGUGAAAAACAUACCAGAGAAUGUCACUACUGAUCAACUGAAGGAACUAUUCCGUCGUCAUGGGGAAGUAACAAAAGUGGUCAUGCCACCAGGCAAAAUUGGUGGGAAACGGGAUUUUGGUUUCAUUCAUUUUGCUGAGAGGUCAAGUGCAUUGAAAGCAGUAAAAGAAACAGAGAAAUAUGAAAUUGAUGGCCAAGUGCUUGAAGUUGUUCUUGCUAAGCCUCAAGCUGAAAAGAGACCUGAUGCUUAUGCCUUCAAUCCUGGAGUUCACCCAAACCAUCUUCCACAUGCUGGUUACGGUAGCUAUUCUGGAAAUCCUUAUGGCUCUUUAGGGACUGGCUACGGGGCUGCUCCUGCUUAUCAACAGCCAAUGAUAUAUGGCAGAGGUCCAAUGCCAGCAGGAAUGCAGAUGGUUCCCAUGGUAUUGCCAGAUGGUCGAAUCGGCUAUGUCCUUCAACAGCCUGGUGUACAGGUUCCUGCUGCCCGACCUCGCAGAAAUGAACGUAGCAAUGGUCCAAGUGGUCAAGCUGGGCGAGGUGGCGGCGGCGGUAACGAUGAAGGCAAUCGUAGCAGAAGGUUUCGACCUUAUUAGUGGUAGAAAGCAGAUAAAUGCAAUGUGGCUCGUGUCACCUUGCUGUCUUCUUGGUGGUGUGGGGCUUUGGGGACAAGAUACGUUACAGAAAAUCCUUUCUCAAUCUCUAUCCCACAAAAAAAGGGGGGAAAAUAUUUAAAAAAUAUAUGAAGAGAAUGUUAGGAUUAGGACCAAUGAUAUUAUGCUGUUAAGUUAAUGUUGGAAUUUACUGCUGUUAGAUGAGUCACACCCGAGUAAUUGCCCAUCUUUUCUGCUUGGAAUGCUUUUUGGUACAUUUUUAUCGACAACCUUUAGAACAUUAUGUUAAUUUGGUUUCAGUAAAUUUACCAUGUUUUUGUCGCUCCA
Lotus japonicus is the source of this 2034-nucleotide messenger RNA. Its product is annotated as heterogeneous nuclear ribonucleoprotein Q. Bases 238 to 1689 code for a protein of 483 amino acids. Lineage: Eukaryota; Viridiplantae; Streptophyta; Magnoliopsida; Fabales; Fabaceae. The transcript has 9 exons. Gene Ontology annotation, cellular component: nucleus. Gene Ontology annotation, molecular function: mRNA binding. The record is from RefSeq and is a predicted model, not a curated record.